Messenger RNA from Symbiodinium necroappetens, 293 nucleotides. NCBI's taxonomy places the organism in Eukaryota, Dinophyceae, Suessiales, Symbiodiniaceae. The record is from the annotation of a GenBank genome assembly.
AUGUAUCGUAAAAGCCUGCUUGUCCGUGGACCCUCGUGCUAUCAUCCUGCUGCUCUCAAAACUCAACCGAAGAACCUUCCAUCACAGGCACAGCCGGAGUUCAACUGGGUGAUCCGGGAUUGCCUGCUAUCGCUUCGGGAUGAAGGCUGGACGUGUCAGGUCCGCAGUGGUGACUUGGAGUACUGCUACAAGUACAAGGAUGAGACUCGACCGUACCACCCCAUCGCAGAGGCGCAUCGGAAGCUGGCAGAGCGGCUUAUGGCCUCACAGAGUGCAGGGGUCCUGGCUGUUGG